CGGGGGCCGCUCGGGCGGGGCGCGGGGCCGGGGCCGCCCCGCCGGUGCGUGCCGGAGCCCAUGAAUUGCUCCGGGAGCGCCCGGCGAGGCUGCGCCGCGGCCGCGGGCUCCGGGCACCAUGCAGAAGAGCGUGCGGUACAACGAGGGGCACGCCCUGUACCUGGCGCUGCUGGCCCGCAAGGAGGGCACCAAGCGCGGCUACCUGGGCAAGAAGACGGCGGAGACCAACCGCUGGCACGACAAGUGGUUCGCCCUCUACCAGAACGUGCUCUUCUACUUCGAGGGCGAGCAGAGCGCCCGCCCCGCCGGCAUGUACAUGCUGGAGGGCUGCAACUGCGAGCGGGUGCCCGCUCCCAAGGGAUGCGCCGCGGGCAGCGCCAAGGAUGCCGCGCUGGACAAGCAGCAUUACUUUACUGUUCUCUUUGGCCAUGAGGGGCAGAAGCCACUGGAGCUGCGUUGUGAGGAUGAGGUUGAUGGAGAUGAGUGGGUAGAAGCUAUUCACCAAGCAAGCUACUCAGACAUCCUGAUUGAGCGGGAGGUGCUGAUGCAGAAGUACAUCCACCUGGUGCAGAUCGUGGAGACCGAGAAGGUGGCGGCCAACCAGCUCCGGCACCAGCUGGAGGACCAGGACACGGAGAUCGAGCGGCUCAAGUCGGAGAUUGUAGCGCUGAAUAAAACAAAGGAAAAAAUGCGACCUUAUCAAGGCAACCAGGAAGAUGAAGACCCAGAUAUUAAAAAAAUUAAGAAGGUUCAGAGCUUUAUGCGGGGCUGGCUGUGCAGAAGAAAAUGGAAAACCAUUGUCCAAGACUAUAUUUGUUCUCCUCAUGCAGAGAGCAUGAGGAAGAGGAACCAGAUAGUUUUCAACAUGGUGGAGGCUGAGUCUGAGUACGUGCACCAGCUUUAUGUGCUGGUGAACUGCUUCCUGCGGCCCCUGAGGAUGGCAGCGAGCUCCAAGAAGCCGCCCAUCAGCCACGAUGAUGUCAGCAGCAUUUUCCUCAACAGUGAAACAAUCAUGUUUCUUCAUGAGAUAUUUCACCAGGGCUUAAAAGCAAGAAUAGCCAACUGGCCUACCUUAAUUCUAGCUGACUUAUUUGACAUUCUCCUGCCAAUGCUGAACAUAUAUCAAGAAUUUGUUCGGAAUCAUCAGUAUAGCCUACAAGUGCUGGCAAACUGUAAGCAAAACAGAGAUUUUGACAAACUCUUGAAGCAAUAUGAAGCCAACCCGGCAUGUGAGGGCAGAAUGCUGGAAACUUUCCUUACCUACCCCAUGUUUCAGAUUCCCAGAUACAUUAUAACACUUCAUGAACUUUUGGCUCACACACCACACGAACACGUUGAGAGAAAAAGCCUUGAAUUUGCUAAAUCUAAACUAGAAGAACUUUCAAGAGUGAUGCACGACGAGGUGAGUGACACAGAGAACAUCAGGAAGAACCUGGCCAUAGAGAGGACCAUAGUGGAGGGCUGUGACAUAUUGCUAGACACCAGCCAAACCUUUAUCCGCCAAGGUUCCCUUAUCCAGGUCCCCUCAGUUGAGAGGGGAAAGCUGAGUAAAGUUCGCCUGGGCUCGUUGUCUUUGAAGAAAGAAGGAGAAAGGCAAUGCUUCUUGUUUACAAAACACUUCUUAAUUUGUACAAGAAGUUCAGGAGGAAAACUGCAUCUUCUUAAGACAGGAGGUGUUCUGUCUCUGAUAGAAUGCACACUGGUCGAAGAGACAGAAGCGAGUGAUGAUGAUUGUAAGUUAAAUUCAGCUGUCAGUAGCUGUAAAGCCAAAGGUUCUGGGCAGGUGUUUGGACACCUGGAUUUCAAGCUGGUAGUGGAGCCCGCGGAUGCUCCUCCUUUCACUGUUGUGCUUUUGGCCCCAUCACGGCAGGAGAAAGCUGCAUGGACAAGUGACAUCAGCCAGUGCAUUGAUAAUAUAAGGUGCAAUGGAUUAAUGACAAUAGUGUUUGAAGAAAACUCCAAAGUCACAGUGCCACAUAUGAUCAAAUCUGACGCCCGUCUUCACAGAGAUGACAUCGAUAUUUGCUUCAGCAAAACGCUGAAUUCCUGCAAAGUCCCCCAGAUCCGCUAUGCCAGCGUGGAGCGCCUCUUGGAGCGGCUGACGGACCUGCGGUUCCUGAGCAUCGACUUCCUCAACACCUUCCUGCACACCUACCGCAUCUUCACCACCGCCGCCGUGGUCCUGGAGAAGCUCUCUGACAUCUACAGGCGGCCCUUCACCUCCAUUCCUGUCAGGUCUUUGGAGCUGUUCUUUGCCACCAGUCAGAACAACAGAGGGGAGUACCUGACUGACGGCAAGUCGCCGCACCUCUGCCGCAAGUUCUCCUCUCCUCCUCCCCUGUCCCUCUCCAGGACCUCCUCCCCCGCCAGGACCCGCAAGCUGUCCCUGACCUCCUCGCUGAACUCCAGGAUCGGUGCCCUCGACCUCUCAGCCUCGUCCGUGGCCAGCAGUCCUACCUCAAACUACAGCCCGGCCACGUCGCCGCCGCCCACGGGCAGCAAGGCGCCGCUGGACCUGAGCCGGGGGCUGUCGUCCCCCGAGCAGAGCCCGGGCUCGGCCGAGGACAGCCUGGAGAACCCACGCCUGGACCUCUGCAACAAGCUGAGGAGGAGCAUCCGCAGAGCAGCAGUUCUGGAAACUGUGUCAGUGGACAGGACCAUUCCUGAGAGCACCUCAGUGGUGGACACUGCAGAGCUGUCCCCGUGCAGGUCCCCUUCGACGCCGCGGCACCUCCGCUACCGGCAGCCGGGAGUGCAGACUGCUGACAACAGCCACUGCUCAGUGUCUCCUGCUUCUGCUUUUGCCAUUGCCACAGCUGCAGCUGGGCACGGGAGCCCGCCAGGGUUCAACAACUCGGAGCGCACGUGCGACAAGGAGUUCAUCAUCCGCAGGGCCGCCACCAACCGCGUCCUCAACGUGCUGCGCCACUGGGUCUCCAAACACUCACAGGUACCCCCUCAAACUCACAGGGAUCCGUAUCUCACACUGCUCCUGCCACGGGGGCCCCGCCCAGCUGCUCUGCCUGCGGAUUUUGAGCUGAACAACGAGCUCAAAAUGAAUGUGUUAAAUUUGCUGGAGGAAGUUUUGAGAGACCCUGACCUUCUGCCACAAGAAAGGAAAGCUACUGCAAACAUACUGAGGACUCUUUCUCAGGAUGAUCAAGAUGAUAACCAUUUGAAAAUAGAGGAUAUCAUUCAGAUGCCAGACUGCCCCAAGCCCGAGUGCUUCGAGACGCUGUCGGCCAUGGAGCUGGCGGAGCAGAUCACCCUGCUGGACCACGUCGUGUUCCGCAGCAUCCCCUACGAAGAGUUCCUUGGGCAGGGCUGGAUGAAAGUGGAUAAAAAUGAGAGAACGCCCUAUAUUAUGAAAACUAGUCAACAUUUCAAUGAUAUGAGCAACCUGGUGGCCUCUCAGAUCAUGAGCUACGCCGACGUGCCGUCGCGGGCCAGCGCCAUCGAGAAGUGGGUGGCGGUGGCCGACAUCUGCCGCUGCCUGCACAACUACAACGGCGUGCUGGAGAUCACCUCGGCCCUCAACAGAAGUGCCAUCUACAGGCUCAAGAAAACCUGGGCAAAGGUGUCCAAACAGACAAAGGCACUCAUGGACAAGCUGCAGAAGACUGUGUCAUCUGAGGGAAGAUUUAAAAACCUGAGAGAAAUGCUCAAAAACUGUAACCCACCUGCUGUUCCCUACCUUGGGAUGUACCUGACUGACCUGGCAUUUAUUGAGGAAGGAACACCCAACUUCACUGAGGAAGGCCUUGUCAAUUUCUCCAAAAUGAGAAUGAUCUCACACAUCAUCAGGGAAAUCCGCCAGUUCCAGCAGACCUCCUACCGCAUCGAGCUCCAGCAGAAGGUCACUCACUACCUGCUGGACAAGACCCUCAUCAUCGACGAGGACACCCUGUACGAGCUGUCCCUGAAGAUCGAGCCGCGGCUCCCCGCCUGAGCCCGGCACAGCCCUGCAGACAGCUCUGGGACCACGCCUGCCGCCACCCAAACACAGCCAGAGGAACUCUGAGAACACAGUGCCAGCUCUCUUCUACAACAAGAGAUACAGAGUCUCACUGCCUUUCCCUCUCAGGCAACACAAACCAGUGUUGGAGGUGAAAGGCAAACAGCUUUCCUACCCGGCUUAAGUGAUUUCUGCUUUGCAAAGAUCAUGUUUGGCACUAGGGACCACAAUUUCCUGGAAAUCAGGAGACUUUCCUGUGAACAGGCGCUCACUGCAGCCACCUCACGUGGCAAAUCAAGGGUACAGAUUUAAAUGGUGGUAAUAGACCCAGGUGUGUGAAGAUAAAUAAGCAAAGUGAGGUGGCUGGGCUGAUGGCUAACUAUGUGUUCUCUGAGGCAGUAAUGGCUGUGGUGUUCUCAUUGUGUUAAUUUCAUUGAAAAAGCAGGAUUUUAGCACUCAUCUGCUGCUUUGGAGUGAUAUUAAGACCACAUCUAGUAAUGUCAGGUGUGCAGUUGUUUGAAAUACCUGCUGUACAUUUAAUGCUACUCGUUACAAAACAUUUUCUUUUUAAAUGUCUCGUCAGCCUUCUGUAAGGUGACUGAUUGUAUCUAUACAGAUGAUUUGUAAAUAUGUUUUCCAUCAGUGGGAGUAUUUACAGCAUGGAGAGAAAAUGGACUGGUGGAACAGUUGUAAAUAGUUGCCAGCUGGGAGGGUGAGGGACCCAGAGGGGUGGUGCAGGGGAUGGGGAGUUGUGUUGCACACAGCUCUGGAAGAGGCACCUUAUUUUCCUGCAUGAGUCAGGCUACAGAGCACACUCUGGACACACUGUGGAGAGAAAUGCAUGUCUGUCUGGCAGCAGGUGGUGAUCAGCAGUGAACACUUGGAGCUGCAGUGACAGUUUCGUUUUGUGUGGAAUCAGUGGUUUGAAAAACGUCUGUUUUUUGGUUUUUUAGUGUUUGUUUUUAUUUUUGUCCAGCCAUUUGGCGUUGAGUUAGCUGUAAAACUGAACGUGUCAGUGGAAACAUUGAAUGCCAGCAAACACAAAGUAUGUAUUUUUGCAUACAGGUAGCUACCACUUGCUUUUGUUUGAGAAAAUGUGCUUUUUAUAAAUGUCUUCAGAGCCUCUGCUUUUGUGACAGAUACCAGGUGGACAGAUGUCAUUUCUACAGUAGUUGUUGUACUUCUUGUAUUUUCCUCAUCAAGAGUGGCCUGUUGUAGCUGCAUGGGAAGUGAGCUCAAAUGCUGUGAAGGGCAUCAUAGUACAAAACACAGGUGUUAGCACUGUUGAAAACAAAAAUUGGCUGGAAAAGUGUCCUUACUUUUCCAAUGAUCACUCAGCCAGUUGAAGAAAUAGGGCUAUAUCACCGUAUACCUCCCUUAAAUCCUCUCAGGGAGACAGAUGUUUAAAACAGAUUGUGACUUAGGCCUAUUUGAUCUGACAUAUCUUACACAGUCGUGAUGCUUCUUGACGCUGGCAAUGAAAAAUGGACCUGCCUGGCUUGUGGUUGUUGUCUUUAUUUGCACUUUAAUUACAUUGCUGGCCCAGCCCAGAGCUGCACAACGAGUUCCAUUUGUUCUGUCUGAGUGUGAGCGCCAGCAUCUACAAAUGUACCUUAGCAACUGUAAAUUUCAUUAAGGUCCUUCUCCACAAGGACCAUCUCCUUGUAAAUAACUGCAUGGGGAGGUGUCACAGAGACUGGAAAAUUCCUCCAUUAGAAAAGCAGACAGCAGGAGAGAAGGACAUGCUAGGAACUCUUUAAAUAGUUCUGGCUGAUGACUGCUGUGGAAAUGUUACUUAUAGAAGCUUUUUGUUGUUAAAAAAAAAUGUGUUUGUUUCUUCUGGCUAAUGAUUGACAAGAAGCUGAUUGCAUCCCAGUGCAUGAUAUGAGGAGAAAAAGAAAAAGAGCAUGGUUUAUUUGGACCACAAAACCAACUGGCUGUGUAUUCUCUGUACAAAAGCAGUUACUGUUCAGUAGUUUCAUAAAACACUUGGAAGUAAUGGAGCAACAGGGAAAGCGUGGUCCAAAAAGUGAUUUCAGACGUUGUGUCUGUUGUUUCCUUGUUAUCAAAGAAAACGUGUUACAGCUGUCAGUGUGAGUGGGCAUCUCUGUUGUACGCUGUCAAGUGCUGCUUCGUCUGCCUGUGCCCGGUUUUACCAAAUCUCGAUGUCCUGAGGGUCGCAGGGUCGUGCUCCUGUCAGAGCUGCUUGCGGUGUGCUUGACGCGUGUGUGUGCUCCGUGCAUUUCAGCGCUGGCUGGCAGGGCUGGGCCCGAGGGGCUGCGCUCGGAAUCGCUGGAAAUGGGCUCGUCCAGCCCCUCUGCGGUCCUGCUCACAUGCCAAAGGUUGCCUCUUGCCCCAGCGGCCGCUUGAGGUCAGAACCGGGAGAGUCGGAUGCUUUGAUCUGUGUUCGUAGCAACAGCAGCAAAACUGUUUAAAAAUUAUUAUGGUUACAGUAAUAAUGUGCGACUUGCUGAUGGCUUCAUGUCGAUGUUUUUGCUUGGGGAUACAAUGCUUUUGUUAAAGCGCAGGGAAAAGGGAGGACGCGCCCGGUCACCCCCAGCCCUUGCAGCCCGCGGGCACAGCUGGCAGCAGCUGUUCUGCAGCUGGGCUGCGGGCUGCGAGCUGCACCUGCGGGCGGCCCGAGUGCCUGUGCUGGAGCCCUGCUGCUUGCUGGGGCUGUGUGAUGCUCGGCAGGCAGCAGCAGCGCCGCUUCGUGCGGGGCUUCGCCCGCUCCCGGAGCGAGCAGCGCGGCGCAUCCAGCGCCAGCGCGGGGACGCAGCUGGCUCCGCGCAGCCCUCUGCCGUGUCGGCAGCUCCCUGAGGACUCUGCCUCCGCGCUCCCGCUGUCUUUUGGGAUCUCCUCCCAGCUCUUUUUCCCGCGGGAGCCCCGCAGCGCGGCGGAGCGAGCGGAGCAGCCCCGCGGGCGAGGAUGCCCCGGGCGCAGGAGGGCCGAAGCGCCUCGCCACUUGCCUUGUGAGCCCCCAGCCCUGCCGGGGGCUGCUGGCAGCCCGGCGGGGCCGGGCGGCCAUGGGGAUAAAGCUUUUCCAGCCGCUGCUCCGCCGCCUCUGUAGCAGCCCGGGCGGGGCCGCGCUCGCCGGGAGCCGGGCAGCAGCACCGAGAGCGCUCCUCACACGCUGACACAGGGUUAGAGUUGCCUUCACCCCCAGCCUUCACCCUCUGCCCCCGGAGCCAGCGGUGCUGCUGGCCAGCGAGCCCCCCGAGCGCUCGGGGUGUCGGUGACAGCCCCCCGGGCUCACAGUGGCAGUGUGUGCUCCAUCUGCGCCCCUCCUCCGGCUCGUCCUGUGGCCUCGAGGUGAGAGGUGGCACUGAUCACCCUGAUUUCGGGGGUGAGGAGGAGGUCCCCGUCCUCUUUUCUGCUUUCCUAGUUUUACUGAUGAUUGUUCUGUAGGGUUAAAAGGAACUUAAUUAUUUUAAUUAUUUAUUAAUUUAAACCGUGUUGAUUUUGAUUUCAGAACAUGUUAAUUAUCCCGGGUUUUCCUUCAUGUGUGUUAUUUAUUUUAAGGGUUUUACAAAGACCUUGCUUUGUUUGUAUCGACAUUCAGUCUUUCAUCCUUUCACUCUCAGCAGCAACACUAAACCCUGAUGAUUUACAACUCUCACCCCCUGUGACAUUUUUACCCGCUCAUAAUUUCACUCACCAAGGGCAAAACCCUUCAGACCUCAUUCUGAUAAUACCUUAGGCUUCACCGAGAGCUUUUCAUAAGUCUUUGGGGAUCUGGCUCUCAGCUAUUUGCCUGUUACAGUGUUUGCCUCCAAAGGUCAAAUGUCUCUGUCUAGGAUGCUUCAUGUCCAAAAUGCUGCUCAGUGAAGGUUGUUCUGUUGUACCUGAGGUAGUCUCUGAAGUUCUGUUACCUAGGGCAGUAGAUGUGUGUUUAUUUGACAGAUGUACCUGUAUGGAACGUGUUGCUUAGUGCACAAUCCAGAUGUUUUUGCAUGUAUUGCAACUUCUGACCCGAGGUUAUUGCUUUGUAUUGUUAGUAAAGCAUACCAGGCCAGCUGUUGUGCCUGUGUGCUAAUAAACAUCCUUUUCUUUCCCGA
This is a messenger RNA of Passer domesticus (house sparrow), 8013 nucleotides long. RefSeq names its product Ras protein specific guanine nucleotide releasing factor 2 (gene RASGRF2). The record is from RefSeq and is a predicted model, not a curated record. The transcript has 27 exons. Gene Ontology annotation, biological process: Ras protein signal transduction; positive regulation of GTPase activity. Lineage: Eukaryota; Metazoa; Chordata; Aves; Passeriformes; Passeridae. Gene Ontology annotation, molecular function: protein binding; guanyl-nucleotide exchange factor activity. Gene Ontology annotation, cellular component: plasma membrane. Bases 119 to 3949 code for a protein of 1276 amino acids.